ACAUGGCGGCCGCCAGGGACAGCGUGGAAGCCGGGGAGGCCGAGGGGACCGCGGGGCGCCAGGGCAGCUCGGGAGUGGAGGUGGUGUUUCCUUCCGACCCGGCCGCUGCCGCCCCGCUUUGCCCUCACGGACCCACUCUUCUGUUUGUAAAGGUGAGCCAAGGAAAGGAAGAAACACGGAGGUUUUAUGCCUGCUCAGCCUGUAGAGAUAGAAAAGAUUGUAAUUUUUUUCAAUGGGAAGAUGAAAAGUUAUCAGAAGCUAGACUUGCUGCCCGAGAAGCUCAUAACCAAAGCUGUCAACCUCCACUGUCCCGAAGGCAGUGUGUGGAAAGGUACCUGAGGUUCAUUGAGUUGCCCUUGGCUCAGAGAAAGUUCUGUCGAAGAUGUCAGCAGUUGCUGCUACCAGAGGACUGGGGGGAGCAUCGCAAGCAUCACCUGGUGGGUGAUAUUUCUGUCACCCAGCUAAGAAGGCCUAGUCAGCUCCUUUACCCACUGGAAAACAAGAAGACACAUGCACAGUAUCUGUUUGCUGAUAGGAGCUGUCAGUUCUUGGUAGAUCUUCUUUCCACCCUUGGAUUCAGAAGAGUACUGUGUGUUGGAACACCAAGGUUGCAUGAGCUGAUCAGGUUGACAGCACCAGGAGACAAGAAGUCUAAUAUUAAAAGUCUUUUAUUGGAUAUUGAUUUUCGGUAUUCACAGUUUUAUAUGGAAGAUAGCUUUUGCCAUUAUAACAUGUUUAACCAUCAUUUCUUUGAUGGAAAGGCUGCCCUUGAGGUGUGCAGAGCGUUCUUACAGGAAGAUAAAGGUGAAAGAGUCAUUAUGGUGACAGAUCCCCCUUUUGGUGGCUUGGUUGAGCCUCUGGCUAUCACAUUCAAGAAGUUAAUUGCUAUGUGGAAGGAAGGUCAAAGCCAAGAUAACAGUCACAAAGAACUGCCCAUUUUCUGGAUUUUCCCUUAUUUUUUUGAGUCCCGCAUUUGUCAGUUUUUUCCAGGCUUCUGCAUGCUGGAUUACCAGGUUGAUUACGAUAAUCACGCACUUUAUAAACAUGGAAAGACAGGUCGAAAACAGUCUCCUGUGCGUAUUUUUACCAACAUUCCACCCAACAAAAUAGUCCUUCCUACCGAAGAAGGGUACAGAUUUUGCCCUUUGUGUCAACGAUAUGUCUCUCUCGAGAAUCAACACUGUGAGCACUGUAAUUCUUGCACAUCCAAGGAUGGCAGGAAAUGGAAGCACUGCUUUCUCUGCAGAAAGUGUGUAAAGCCUUCCUGGAUCCACUGUGGCAUUUGCAGUCACUGUGCUGUUCCAGAUCAUUCCUGUGAGGGCCCUAAAGAUGGCUGCUUUGUGUGUGCUGAAUUAGGUCACAAACGCAGCACUUGUCCUAACGUCCGCCUCUCUGCCAGCACUAACAAAGCUGUCAGAAAGCAGAAGCAAAGAAAAAGUAAUAAGAUGAAAAUGGAGACCACUAAAGGACAAUCCAUGAAUCAUACAUCUGUUACAAGGAGGAAAAAGAGGAAGGAAAGAGCCCAUCAAUAUCUCUGCUCUUAAAUGUCCAGUGACUUGAGAAUAAGAAAGAUUUAUAGUCCAACCUUUGAUGCCAUUUUCUGCAGUGCCACACUGCACUUAAAUUCAGUCACUUUCAAAGGUAGCACCUUUCUAAGCAUGAUAACAGGCAGGUGGCAUUUUCUGGCUUAUACAGUCCCCUCAUCUGCUUCUCUGGAGACCUGGGGAGUUUUCCAUUCUCAGCUGUUUUCCUUCUUCUCGUUGCAUGCUUUUCCCCUCUUUAACUCUCUCCCAAUCUUAUUAUAUUGGCCUCUUUUGUCCGAAAAAUGGGUAUACAGCAUUCUUUUGAAGAUAUCAGAAGAAAAUGAAAGUGAAAACCUGUUAAGUUUUGCUUACAUUGAAUUUUUAUGUUAUUUUAAUAUGAGAGUCUUUGGUUAGAUACCAAACAAUGGUUUAAACCCCUCUUUCAAAGAAAAGUGUGAUGUACAAUUAUUUUUAGAUUGAAUUUGAAGAUAAGGGAAAGAAUUUUUACAAAGGCAUGUAAAGAUACAGAGGUUAUAAUUAUAACUAUAUUAUUAUUAGAUGUGUAUUUUCCAGUGCGUUUUGCUGUUGUCCUUUGAUGGUGUAGUAUCACUUAAAUGGAUGAAUGAGACAUCAUUUAGAAUUAUGACUUGCUCUUUCACUUCAUUGUCUUUUAAAGUAUGUUGUGUUUUCUUUGGUGGGGAGGGAAGUUGUUUGUCUUUGCUUUUGUGAGACAGGAUCUCACUUCAUAGCCCAGGCUAGCCUCAAAUUCUGGAUCCUAAAAAGGGUCCUAGUUUGCUGCCACCUUCUUCACAAUAUUAUCAGUCCCUCCAGUGGAAUAAAAAAUGGGUGUGUGUUUGUGUGCUUUCAUUUUAUACUUUUAGGGUACUUAAAUUCUGCCCUCUAUUAGAGUGGCUGCUUGUACUCGUUUACCUCUGUUCAGAUUAGAAGCUUAUUGAUGGCAGUCUGUUGUCAUAGGGUUGGUCACUGGAGCUCCUAGAACCUUGCCUCAUACAUGUAGUAUCUGAGACUCCCAUCUGCAUCUGCAUCACAUGUGGUUUGGUGAUGGGAAGCAGGUGGCCAGAACAACAUGCUGUCCUGGUAGUCGGUGCUCAUAAAUCCUAGUUCAGUGAAUGAAAAUGCCAUUUAAUAGACUGCUUUUUCCUCAGAGGCCUGACUGUGCCAUGUAAGAUGCAAACACACUUAGAGCCACUUAGGUAAGGAAAACUCACUAAAUGCCAAGAAAAUCCAAUUUCACUUAUUUGAUGUGAUUUUAAUUGGAACAUUAGGACAUGGGUUAAAUUACUUGAGGGUUAGCUAAGAAGGUCAGUGCAAAAGAGUGAAGAUAAGC
Castor canadensis (American beaver) is the source of this 2871-nucleotide messenger RNA. RefSeq names its product zinc finger CCHC-type containing 4 (gene Zcchc4). Gene Ontology annotation, biological process: rRNA methylation. Gene Ontology annotation, molecular function: nucleic acid binding; zinc ion binding; rRNA (adenine-N6-)-methyltransferase activity. Gene Ontology annotation, cellular component: nucleolus; cytoplasm. The record is from RefSeq and is a predicted model, not a curated record. NCBI's taxonomy places the organism in Eukaryota, Metazoa, Chordata, Mammalia, Rodentia, Castoridae.